AAAAAAAGGAAUUAGAUAUAGAAGACGAGCAUUUGGAAAAAAUGGAAAGAUAUAAGGAGCCAGAGAAACGUAUACCCGCUGGAGAAUCGAAUUCCAUCUUGACUGAAUGAACCAUAGGGCACUGUAUCAGAUUAAUUGAACACACUCCGCGCAUUCUGACGUAACGACCACAUUUUGACAUUUGAAUCGCAUGUAAAUUUUCAUUGUCCGCGGAAAUUAUUCUUUUUUGUGCCGAAUAGAAGAAAAGUGCGUGUGAUUUUACUCCAUAUGUGUGUAUAUAAGAAAAUCGAUUAUAUUUCCAGUUAAAACGCAAUAGUAUAUAUACAAUUGAAAUCAGGAAAAGCUAAAAACCCGGGUGUUCCUCGCAUUUUCAUACAUUUUUUCAUUAGUUUUGUGUUUAGAAAGUGGUUUUGGAAAAGUCCAUACUGCACAUUGAUUUUGAAGAGUAUUGACAAAUAUAAUACCAACACCAACAAUUAGCCAUCAUUUUAAGUACAACAUUCAAUUCUUCCUCCCGUACCAGUAGGCGACGUAAGGGUACGUCGCUAAAAAAAUAGCAAAAGUGGAUUCCGUAAAAAUCGAAGAUUUGAUGGAUUCUGAUCCUGACAUCGAAAUCAUCGAAAAGGAUAGCGGAAUGUCUUCGUUGAGUGGAAGCAAGGACGAAACACCAGAGCGACGAGCUGUAGAGAAAGUAACUACUACCAAGAAUUCGGAUGAAGAAACCUAUGACGACGAACCUGAUGAAACCCUAGGCGAACGACUAUGGGGACUUACAGAAAUGUUCCCCGAACCUGUCCGGCGAUUUACCGGUAAAAUGGUCGAUCUUACAACUACCAGCGUUAAAGGACUUUACACGUUCUCGUGCAAUGCUUCCUGGAUCUUCUUUACGAGUUCAGUUAUCUUGUUCGCACCCGUUAUUUUCGAAACGGAACGAGCACAAAUGGAAGAAAUGCAGAGGUCGCAACAGAAGCAAGUUCUCCUAGGUCCGGGCACAGCUAUGGAUCGCGCUGGUCCUCCACCAUCGUUGCCAUUAAUUCGUUAAGUUCGUACAAUUUAAACUGAUAAAUUUGUAAGAAAAGAUAAAAAAAAAAUAUCCCGUAACCAAAAAAUAAUCCUCUUACAAUAAACCAAUUAAAAAAAUAAAGAAAACAAAAAAAAAAGACAAGAGGAAAUUUCUUUUAACGCGUUCGUUUAUUGAUAAACAAAAAUGCAAUUUUCUUGUAGACGUAAAAUAAAACUAUUUACUAUGAAAACACUUAAA
Molecule: messenger RNA, 1261 nt
Organism: Ceratitis capitata (Mediterranean fruit fly)
Lineage: Eukaryota; Metazoa; Arthropoda; Insecta; Diptera; Tephritidae
Gene: mge
Product: mitochondrial import receptor subunit TOM22 homolog
Exons: 4
Coding region: 590-1042 (150 amino acids)
Biological process (GO): intracellular protein transport
Cellular component (GO): mitochondrial outer membrane
Source: RefSeq, a predicted model, not a curated record